AUGUCAUCACAAGACGGCACUAUCGAGGACGUCCCGGAACCGACUUACGAAAGCGAUGACGCUAUUGCUACUGCGUAUAGUCCAGCCUGGGCCGACCUGUUCGAGCAUUCGAGUGAGGACAACGAUCAGAGGAAGUUUGCUGUCGACGCAGAGGCGCGACUUGAUAUCAUGAAGAGCUGGAUCAAAGCCUGCAACAAGCUGCACUGCGACCCUCCUUGCGUUCCAUCCAAAGCAGACGCAACUACAUGGCCUACGUGGCUGAUCGAUGUUGUGGAUGCAUGUAUAGUUGAGGGCAGCAUUGCCGACCGGUAUCUUACACUGAGCUACGUAUGGGGUGGAGUACAAACACUACAGCUUUCUACGGGCACCAUCGAGCAGUUGGGACAGUAUGGAAGCCUCAGUAAGCAUGAAGCUGGCUUACCAAAGACAAUACGUCAAGCUUUGGAAGUUACGCAGCUGCUCGAUGAACGAUAUAUAUUCAUUGAUCAGCUUUGUAUUAUCCAGGAUGACCAGCAACACAAGAACACCGAGAUCGAGCAUAUGGCGGAGAUAUAUGCAAAUUCGUUUCUGACUCUUGUUGCUCGGGCCGGCGAGACGGCGGACUCUGGGCUGGCUGACGAUCUCGAUCAGUUGAUGCGCAGCAAUCCCAAUGACCAUCCACCUACAUAUAGAAGCGGUCGAACCACAUGGGAGCGUCGAGGAUGGUAA
Messenger RNA from Alternaria hordeiaustralica, 708 nucleotides. RefSeq lists its product as uncharacterized. NCBI's taxonomy places the organism in Eukaryota, Fungi, Ascomycota, Dothideomycetes, Pleosporales, Pleosporaceae. The record is from RefSeq and is a predicted model, not a curated record. The coding region runs from base 1 to 708 and encodes 235 amino acids. The transcript has a single exon.